GCGCAGCGGCGGUCCCGAGGCGGGAGGAUGCGGGCAGCGCCCGGGGCGCAGCCGGAGCGGCCCUUCAAGCUCAGGAAGAGUCUCGCCACCCGGCGGGAAGAAGUAGCAGGGAUCCGAGCCAAGUUCCCGACAAAAAUCCCGGUAAUUGUUGAGAGAUACCAGAAGGAGAAAUACCUUCCUCUCUUGGACAAAACCAAGUUUCUGGUCCCCGAGGAGCUGACCAUGGCACAGUUCAUAACCAUUAUCAGAAGCAGGAUGGCUCUAACAGCUACGCAAGCUUUCUACCUGCUGGUGAACAACAAAAGCCUAGCCAGUAUGUCCUUGACAAUGGCAGAAGUAUACAGGGACUACAAAGAUGAAGAUGGUUUUGUGUAUAUGACCUAUGCUUCCCAGGAGAUGUUUGGAUGCUUAUUACCCACUGCCCAAGGGAAAACCAUGGAAUGCUUUCAGAAAACUUAAGAUUGGGUUCAUAUGCUGCAGCAAAGCAGUUUGCUCUGAAUCAUGCCUGUGACAUGAACCUUGGAGAUGCUCCUUCUAGCAUGAGCUCUUGAGCUCUGUAGUGGGAGUUAUGACCCCAAAGCUGGCAGGACCAGCUUAAGACAGAAAUGGUGGUACACUUUCCCUAGGUAAUAAUUUGGAUAUAUAUUUUUAUAUUUGAAGACACUAUGGGUUAGGUUUUUUCUUCUUUUGAACUGCACCUCCACUGUUUUGCAAUAUCAGUCUUUGCUGUGUAACUGAUUUUUAAGGUUUCCUGAAAGCCUAAGUCUAAGAGUGAAAUAAAGAACCUUUUAAGUAUUGA
This is a messenger RNA of Sturnus vulgaris (Common starling), 799 nucleotides long. It is a transcript of the gene MAP1LC3C, whose product is annotated as microtubule associated protein 1 light chain 3 gamma. NCBI's taxonomy places the organism in Eukaryota, Metazoa, Chordata, Aves, Passeriformes, Sturnidae. Gene Ontology annotation, biological process: autophagy. The record is from RefSeq and is a predicted model, not a curated record.